Molecule: messenger RNA, 1916 nt
Organism: Scophthalmus maximus (turbot)
Lineage: Eukaryota; Metazoa; Chordata; Actinopteri; Pleuronectiformes; Scophthalmidae
Product: zinc finger CCHC domain-containing protein 7-like
Exons: 9
Coding region: 200-1654 (484 amino acids)
Molecular function (GO): zinc ion binding; nucleic acid binding
Source: RefSeq, a predicted model, not a curated record
GUGUUGGUUGGCCAACAUUUUUCGGAGACGCCGGGUGAAGUACACAGGCAUGGAGGCAACAGUCCAACGCUGUAUGGAGGGAAAAUAUUAAUAUUCUGAUUUUGUACGGAGUCACAGCCGAGAUAUAUUGAACUGAAAACUGAGCAUCGAGCCGUCGUUGCGUGGCGCUGUUCAGUCGCAGUUUGUGCCAGACUGUAGUAUGGACUUCAAGCAAACUGAGGAGGGAGAUGGUGGUGAGGCCGGUGCCUUCGUUGAGGACUACUGUAGUUCAGACGAUGAUGGAGGAGCGAUCGGGAUAGGUGACCAGAAACAUCAGAGCAGCUGCAAACAAGCUGCGGGACUCAGCGGGGAAAGCUCUCCUCCUCUUCUCCUGGCCUUCUCCAUCACCUCUGGACGGGCUCUGGAGGGCAGCAGCCCCGGCACCGCCUCCCAGGAGGAGGAGGAGGAGGAGGAGGACCGCGAGCAGCCCGUCGAGGAGUGGAUGAUCCUGGGAGGAGAGGAGCAAGUGGGAGACUCGAGCAUUCAUCUCAACCUGGGCUACUGGAGCAGCUCCGAGGAGGAGUCUGGUGUCGAAGAUCCAAAUGUGAAGUCGGUUAAAGAUACUUGGGCUGUAUCAGAGAAAGACAAGUGGGGCUCUGAUCAGUCUCUGUCCAGCCGUUAUUUUGUGCCCGGUCGUUAUCUGACCUGUAACAUCUGCAACAGGACAGGACACCUUGCCAAAAGCUGCUACUACCAUAAGAAAUGUCCCACCUGUGUUCUUUGUGGGAUCCAGGGCCACAUCCAGAGGGACUGUCCGUGCCGACCCUGCCCCAUCUGUGGGCUGCCUUUACACGGCCUCAGGCCCUGUGAAAAGCCCCCAAUAUGGAACCAGCUCUGCCAGCGCUGUGGGAUGACAGGACACCUCUCGGAUAACUGCCCUGAUACUUGGCGACAAUACCACUUGACGAUCCGGUUGGAGGUUCCUCUCAGGCCAUGGAGAGUCAAUACCACCCUCAAACAUAAGAGAUGCUUUGCUUAUUGUUACAACUGCUCUAAGAGAGGACAUUAUGGCUUUGAGUGCACUAAGAGUAGGAUGACCAGUGGGACUUUUCCUACUCUGCCUCAUGUUUACCACUAUGACACCGUGGAAGAAAUCCUCCAGCAACAUACAAAGAUGCAGAAAAGAGUCAAAGAGCGUGCGGGUGCUGGAUCUGAGCAGUAUUUGUCUGAAGCAACAGGUGAGAUUUGUGAUGAGAAUCAGCCAGUCCAGGCGAGGAGCAGGAUAAAGCAGGAGACAUGCAGCCGAGCCGGCAGGAGGAAGACGUGGCCAGAGAGGCGCAGAGAGAGACAGGAGGUGAAGAGACUAAGGAGAGAGGCCCAAGCCAGACGAGAAGGAGGACUACUGGGGAGGUCUCGGGGUAAUUAUGAUGACGAAGCAUGCCAAACAGACCCCUUCAAGUCCCCCUGUCAUGGUCACCGGCUGUCCACAUCCCCUCCACAGAAGAAGAAGAGGGAUGAGGCAGGUUGUAGUAGGAGCAGGAAGAGCAGAGAGGCACAGCGGUGGAAGAGGAGAGGAGGGUUGAAACGUGGGGAUUUAUAUCCUCACAGUGAUGUGGACAUCAGAGGUGAAAACUUUCUCUCUCCAAAGCAAAGAGUACGCCACAGAAGACGAUAACGUGCUUGAUUUUUUUAUAUGUACAAAAUACAUUUGUACCUUAUUUCCUUAAAUAAUUUAUUGCUUAUAUAAAAUACUGUUGAAUAGCAUACACAGUUGUGUACACUAAGUCAGUGUAAGUGGUAUGAAUGUUACAUUUGUACUUUAACCGUUUCCUGUAAAUGCUGUCCUUUAUUAAGUGUGCCUGCCACUCCUGUACUGGCUGGGCCGAAUUUGACAAGUUUUCAACAUAAAGUAUUUUGGAAUAUGCUUUUGCACUCUU